AUGCUUGUGGGUGAUGUCCGUCUCACCCAUGACAUCAAACACAAGAACAUUGUAACUUUUCACGAAUGGUACGAGACCAGCAAUCAUCUCUGGGUGGUGGUGGAGCUGUGCACAGGUGGUUCUUUAGAAACUGUGAUUGCUCAGGACAAGAACCUCCCAGAAGAUGUUGUGAGAGUGUUUGGGGUGGACCUGGUCACAGGCCUGCACCACCUCCACAGGCUGGGCAUCCUCUUCUGUGACCUCUGUCCCGGAAAGAUUCUCUUGGAAGGGCCUGGAACACUGAAGUUCAGCAAUUUCUGCCUGGCUAAGAUGGAAGGGGAGAGUCUGGAGGAGUUCUUUGCGUUGGCAGCAACAGAAGAAGGAAGUGGUGACAGCGGGGAACGUGCACCGAAGAGAAACAUGAAGAGCCGAGCCAGAGGCUCUCCGAUCUAUGCUGCUCCAGAAAUUGUGAAGGGGACUGACUUCUCCGUCCCCAGUGACCUCUGGUCUUUGGGCUGUCUGCUUUAUGAAAUGUUUUCAGGGAAACCCCCGUUCUUCUCAGACAGGGUGUCAGAAUUAGUUGAGAAGACUCUGUAUGAAGACCCGCCGCCACCAAUCCCAAAAGAUUCGUCCUUCCCCAAAGCAUCUUCAGAUUUCACUAACUUGCUGGAUGGAUUGCUGCAAAAGGAUCCUCAGAAAAGGUUAUCCUGGGAAGCAGUCCUGCAGCACCCCUUCUGGAUGGACGCCCUGCGGAGAGAAGACUCCGACUCGGCCUCCGAGGACUCCAGCUUCAGCAGAAAUGUCAUGGAAUGUUCUGGGCCACGUGACUCCAGGGAGCUUCUGCAGAGCCCUCAGAAUGGACACACGAAAGGGCAGAAGGGAGCUCAUCGGCUCAGCCAGUCCUUCAGGCUAGACAACGCGACUGAGCUGAGGCCCAAGAGUGCCAUGGGAGGCCAGCUGAGUGAAUCCAUAUUCCUCCUCAGCUCACGGCCCACUCCAAGGACUAGUGCCAUGGGGGAAUUUAGUCUUGGAGAGGCUCAGGACCCCAGCUCACCACAGAAGACCUCUCCUUUAUCCAAGAUGGCUGGUGGGCACCUGAGCCAGGGGGCCCUGGAGUCCUACAUGAGAGAGCUCAUCUACACAGACUCGGAUCUUGUGAUCACCCCAAUUGUUGACAAUCCCAAGAUAAUGAAGCCGCCUGCAAUCAAGUUUGAUCCAAAAAUCCUGCAUCUACCAGCAUAUUCCGUGGAUAAGUUGCUGGUUCUGAAGGACGCUGACUGGAAUGACUUCCUGCAGCAGGUGUGCUCCCAGAUCGACUCCAGCGAGAAGAGCACCGGGGCGUCGAGGGCCAAGCUGAACCUCCUGUGUUAUCUGUGUGUGGUGGCCACUCACAAGGAGGUGGCCACCAGGCUGCUCCAUUCCCCGCUGUUCCACUUGCUAAUCCAGCAUUUGCGGAUAGCUCCUAACUGGGAUAUACGGUCCAAGGUUGCUCGGGUGCUCGGCGUGCUGGCCUCGCACACAACAGAACUCCAGGAAAACGUGCCUGUCAUUGAGGCGAUCACUCUCUUAACUGAGUUAAUACGGGAGAACUUCAGGAGCAGCAAGCUGAAGCAAUGCCUCCUGCCCACACUUGGGCAGCUUCUCUACCUCGUAGCCACCCAGGAAGAAAAAAAACAGCACUCCAGGGAAUGCUGGGCCGUCCCCCUGGCUGCAUAUACUGUGCUUAUGAGGUGCCUCCGGGAAGGGGAGGAGCGUGUUGUCAAUCACAUGGCCGCGAAGAUUAUUGAGAAUGUUUGCACAACAUUUUCUGCCCAGGCGCAGGGCUUUAUCACUGGGGAGAUCGGGCCUGCCCUGUGGCACCUGUUCAGACACUCCACUGUGGACCCCCUGCGGAUAACAGCGAUGUCGGCCCUGUGUAGAAUCACACGCCAGUCUCCCACCGUCUUCCAGAAUGUCAUCGAGAAGGUGGGACUCAACGCUGUCAUCAGCUGCCUGGCUUCUGCCAUCUGCAAAGUGCAGCAGUAUAUGCUGACCCUGUUCACGGCCAUGCUGUCCUGCGGGAUCCAUCUACAGCGGCUGAUCCAAGAAAAGGACUUCGUGUCUACAGUCAUCCGCUUACUUGACAGUCCAUCCACAGCCAUCAGAGCCAAGGCCUUCCUGGUGCUGCUUUAUGUCCUGAUACAUAACCGGGACAUGCUGUUGCUGAGCUGCCAAGCAAGGCUGGUGAUGUACAUUGAGAGAGACAGCAGGAAGACCUCCCCUGGCAAGGAGCUGCAGAGCGGGAGCGAGUACCUGGCCAGGUGCCUGGAUCUCCUCAUCCAGCACGUGGUGCGGGAGCCGCCGAGGAUCCUGGGCGACAUUAUCAACGCCCUGGCAAAUGUGUCCGGCCGAAAACACCCGUCAACGGUCCAGGGGAAGCAGCUGAAGAUGUGCCUUCCCAUGAUGCCUGUGGUGCUCCACCUGGUCAUGUCUCAGGUGUUCCGAGCUCAUGUGGUGACAGAGGAAUUUCUGUUCAGCUACGGAACCAUUCUUAGUCACAUCACGUCAGUUGACUUGGGAGAAACGAACAUAGACGGAGCCAUAGGCAUGGCGGCAUCGGAGGAGUUCAUCAAGGUCACUCUGUCUGCGUUCGAAGCUGUGAUCCAGUACCCGGUUCUGCUGGCCAACUACCGCGCUACGGUCAUUGACUACAUCCUCCCACCCUUGGUCGCCUUGGUUCAAAGCCAGAAUGUGGAGUGGAGACUCUUCAGCUUGCGGCUGCUCUCAGAGACCACGACCCUGCUGGUGAGUCAGGAGCCGGAGGACGGCGACGAAGAGACCAGCUGUGAUUCCGACAGCAGUCUCCUGGCACUCAUCAAGGGCGAGCUGCUGCCUCAGUACGAGCACAUCCUCACGGAGCCCGACCCAGUUCCGGCCUACGCUCUGAAGCUGCUUGUUGCCAUGACAGAACACAACCCUGCUUUCUCCAGGCUUGUGCAGGAGAGCAAACUGGUCCCGCUCAUUUUUGAAGUAAUUCUGGGGCAUCAGGAAAACAUUCUGGGGAAUACCAUGCAGAGCGUGAUCGCGUUGCUCCACAAUCUGGUUGCCUACAAAGACUCAAACCUGCAGCUGCUUUAUGAGCAAGGACUUGUUGGUCACGUGUGCAACAUGUUCACAGAAACUGCCACGCUGUGCUUGGAUGGGGGCAAUAAAAGCAACACGGAGCCAGCGGCCACACUGCUGGCCUCGCUGCUGGAUAUCCUGCUGGGCAUGCUGACCUUCACUGCGGGAGUAGUGCGGCAGGCUCUGCAGGCUCAGAAGUCAGGCUCCAGAGGAGACACACAGGCUGCAGAGAACCUGCUGCUGUUCAACAAACCACUCACAGACGUCAUCAGCCUGCUUAUCCCACUGCUUCCCAGUGAGGACCCUGAGAUCUCUGAGGCUUCGUCCAAGUGCCUGUCCAUCCUGGUGCAGCUGUAUGGAGGCGAAAACCCCGACAGCCUGUCUCCAGAAAACCUGGCGACCUUUGCCCAUCUCCUGGUGGCCAAGGAGGACCCGAAAGACCAGAAGCUUCUGCUGAGGAUCCUCAGGAGGAUGGUGACCUCCAAUGAGAAGCACCUGGAAAGCCUCAAGGACACGGGUAGUCUCCUGCAGGCCCUGGAACACCUGGCUCCGGCUCACAGCUCACCCGCUGAUACUGUGGUGGCUUCCUUGGCCCUAGAACUUCUCCAGGCUGUUGGGCACUAGACAAGAUCAUCCUGUGACUCCCAUCAGUUCCAACUCGAGGUCAGAUCCCACAUUCCUCCUCCCCACCAGCCUCAAGUGGAGCUAAUAAAACCAAUGG
Molecule: messenger RNA, 3802 nt
Organism: Acomys russatus (golden spiny mouse)
Lineage: Eukaryota; Metazoa; Chordata; Mammalia; Rodentia; Muridae
Gene: Ulk4
Product: unc-51 like kinase 4
Exons: 36
Coding region: 1-3705 (1234 amino acids)
Biological process (GO): protein phosphorylation
Molecular function (GO): protein kinase activity; ATP binding
Source: RefSeq, a predicted model, not a curated record